ACCCAGGAACAGGAAGUUUUGGAUAUCCUGCCACAGCUGGGAGCAUGGCUAUACGCUGUCACCGUGGAACUGCUCUGAUUAUUGGAGUCGUCGUGAUCACUGCGGGCCUCUGGCUCGCUGUGAGGCCAUCUGGGGCACAUGAGCAACAGGAGCAACAGGAGCAACAGGAGCAACAGGAGCAAUGGGCACCAGCAGCAAAGCAACAUGCAGACCAACAUGUGACAGUGCGCCCUGGAGAUGACGUCACUCUGAGAUGUGAGGCUGGUGAUGUCUCCAUCAGAGCUGUAGAGUGGACCAGACCUGACCUGGAGCCAGAGUACGUCCUCUUCUACAGAGACGGACACUUAGACCCAACCCUCCAGCAUCCAUCCUUUACAGGCAGGGUGGAGCUGGUGGACAGAGAGCUGAAGGACGGAGACGUGUCUUUAACUCUGAAGAAUGUGACCAGCAGAGACUCUGGAAGAUACGAGUGUCGAGUUGCAGCAGGUGGAUCAAGACGUACAAAGAGAGCCAUCAUUAAGACUGAUCCAAUCAGAGUCAUCUACCUGGAGGUCAGAGGUGCAGUGAAGGAACACUCCAUGGGUGGACCCUCCUCUCGUGGAUACGUUGGACUGGCAGCAGGAGGUGUUGCAGUGCUUCUUUUAGCUGCUGCAGUGUUUGUUGCUGUCUGGAUAUAUAAGAGACGUACAGACCAAAGAUCAGAGCAGUCCUCUCUUAAAGGGAGUGUUGAUCCACUCAUCUGAAAUAUCACAGACGCUUAUCUUUCUGUCUGAGUGUGUGAGCUCAUGUGUCCCUGUCCUCCAUGACUCCCCGCCUCAUCAUGUGCAGUGAAACUGAAUCUGUCAGUUUUUACUGAAAGAUCUGCUCUGAUUUUAUUUUUUGUACAGGAAUCAGUUGUUUUAUAUAUAAUGUUCCUACAGAGACAUUUCACUGGAGUAAAUAAUUCUCCCCUCUUAUCAUGGUGGAGGGUUUGUUAGGCUUUUUAAAAAAAUAAAAUAUAUAUAUAUUUUUUUAAGAUAAAUUGCAUUGGGUGCACAUUUUGUUCCUUUCCUCUAAACUCUCUCAGAUAUUGGAUAAUUUAAAUGUGGCAGCUCCACAGCUGCUCUGACUGUAUAUACACAGAGGAGCACAUGCUUUGUGACACUCUGAAUAAUAAAAACAAGUGUUUGGAUUCAGGUGGAGUGAGUUUCAUAAAGUAAAACCUGGAGCUGCAGUACGACUCAACACCAGCAGGGGGCAGAACAUUAAGAUGAGAGAAGGCCUGCAGGCUGCAGAGCCACAUAUAUGAGUUCAGUGUGUGUUUUUCUGAUCAGUCAAUAAAUGUGUGACAGCAGCA
This is a messenger RNA of Epinephelus lanceolatus (giant grouper), 1336 nucleotides long. RefSeq lists its product as uncharacterized. Gene Ontology annotation, molecular function: signaling receptor binding. The record is from RefSeq and is a predicted model, not a curated record. Lineage: Eukaryota; Metazoa; Chordata; Actinopteri; Perciformes; Serranidae. Gene Ontology annotation, biological process: T cell receptor signaling pathway; regulation of cytokine production. Gene Ontology annotation, cellular component: external side of plasma membrane.